Messenger RNA from Haplochromis burtoni (Burton's mouthbrooder), 3360 nucleotides. RefSeq names its product LRAT domain containing 1 (gene lratd1). Lineage: Eukaryota; Metazoa; Chordata; Actinopteri; Cichliformes; Cichlidae. Bases 232 to 1020 code for a protein of 262 amino acids. The record is from RefSeq and is a predicted model, not a curated record. The transcript is spliced from 2 exons.
GGAGGUGGCUCUGGUAGAAGUGAAGCACGAGCUCACGACAGCCGGACCGCACAGUGAGCGGUGCGAAGAGUAAGGGAUAAGAGUGAGAAGAAAGGGAAAAGGAACAAAAAGAAAGAAGGAGAGCAGGGGACUGCGCGGCCCUCUGUACUAAUGGACCACAAGGAUAUUUAACCGCUUGCCCUGGGAGCGCACAGACACCGCAGUCCAUGCCUCUCCCUUGCCAGGUCAUUGAUGGGAAAUCAACUGGAUCGGAUCACCCACCUCAACUACAGCGAACUGCCCACGGGGGAUCCGUCCGGGCUGGAGAAGGACGAGCUUCGAGUCGGCGUCGCCUACUUCUUCUCUGACGAAGAGGAGGAGGUGGACGACCGCACUCCGUCUGACUGCGGAUUCACCAAGGACCACAGCCCGACCGAGGAGGGACCCUUAUCGGUCAGCGAGGUGGAGUACUCGGCUUUCUGCUCCCAGGAAUGCAUCUUCUCCAAGCUGCGGGAGAACGAGGACUUGAAUGUGUACUCGGCCAAAACUUUGCUGACUAUGUGCAAACCGGGGGACCUGCUGGAGCUGGUGGCCACCGCGCAAGCCCCCCACUGGGUCAUCUUCGAGCAGGACGACCAAAUCAUUCAUCUGCACAAGGGCGAAAUCCGCAAAGACAGCCUGCUUGAGAUCAGCAACGGCCGCCACGGGAGAAUAGUCAAUAAUCGUUACCGCUAUCGGCCGCUACCCCCUGACCUAGUGAUGCAGAACGCAGCGGGACACGUGGGCCUGAACAGCGAGGAGAUAUGCUGGACCAACUCGGAAAGUUUCGCUGCCUGGUGCCGCUUUGGGAAACGGGAGUUCAAAGCCGGGGGAGAAGCGCACUCAGCGGAGCAGCAGUACUUCCUCAAAGUGCAUCUGUCCGGCAGCGAGGUGCACACUCUGGUCUUUCGCAGCCUGGAGGACAUGAUCCGGGAGAGAAGGCGAGUAGACGCCAGUGGAAUUCUCAAAGAGCUCUCUCUGGUUAACGGGGGCAAGGAGUGAUCAGGGAUUCCGUUUGAUAUCGUCUCCUCCACCCGCCCUCCCUGCCUCCUCUUUGCCAAAGCGCACGGACGCACACUUUUGCGCACACAAUAACGUACUUUCACACAAGCACACGGACGCACACGUGCAAGGACCUGUUGGUGUUGGACUGUCUGUUUGUCACGGAUGGGGCCUGGGUUUUAUUUCUUUUCUUUUUUUUCUGGACCAAAGGCGCCCUGUGGAAUUUCCAUCAAAAUACAGUGUUGAGAGAAAAGAGAGCGCGGCCAUAUAAACAGACAACGCCCAUUCUGGUUAGAAUUCGUGCUGAGUGGGACACACGAUUUCUAAGAAACUCAUUGUUCCCGAUAAGCGAAAUCACCUUUACAACCCCUCCCCACAUUGCGCACACGGCUCGGUUUGGUUUCUGUUUAAUUUCUCGGGAUAAUGGAAUUGGCCCCUUCUGUAUAUAGGGUGCCUGCUGCAGCAGACCAGACGGUGAGACCGGCAGAAGGAGAGGGAGGGAGGGGUUGAAAGAUAGGAUUUGGGAUGGCUCUCGAGAAGUCUCCCUUCUAUUUUUUUACUGUUAGCUUUAAAACCUGGACAGACCACGACAUAGAUCCAAGCCACAAAUUCACAGACAGUCCUAGCUGAUUACGCAGUUGCCUAAACAAAACAUUUUGGCUUGACCAAGCUCCCCUGUUGCCAUAUCAAAAGUAUUGUCAUUUUCACAAUGCUGUCAUCCUGCUCCACAGCACUGGAUGUAUGUGUAAAUUGUGUUCAUAUACUGAUUUCGAUUUGAGUCCCUUAUUUUUGUAUUUCAGUUUAGUGGAUUUAACCCUGAUCUCUCUUCUUUCUUUCUUUUUUGAUUCAAAUAAAUGGAGGUUGAAAUUUGAAAAUAAGAACUUGGUCUAUCAGGUGUUGUUUGGUCGCCCAUAAACACACAUGUACCAUCUCACAUUCUCAGAUGCACACAUUUACACACUCAUACACACACACUUUUGAAUUAUUGAUGUUCUAGUGCCUUCUGACCUGCCUCCGGCCAAAUAAGCGUCUUAUAUCGCCACAUCAUUUGGAGGUAGAAAAUGGUCAUUUGCAUCAGACACAUAAAGGCUUUAUGAAAAAUCCAUAUAGAAUCUGAGAGUUGCAGUAUAGGCGGCUGCUUUAAGUCAAUGGGAAAAAAACUUUUUUUAUGUCCACAGGCUAUAUUCAUUUGUGUGGAUUUUAUCUUGUUGCUAUUCAGUCUUUUCCAAACAUUUUGAUCUCUCUGAUGUUUUACCAGCCAUACAGCCACAUUAGUAAAGUUAUGCUGGCAUUGUAGGACAUAGUUUCUAUCUGCAUUGUAAACAAGAUGUCCUCCAUACAGUAUAAUAGUAUAAUUCUUAUCAGGAUGGAGCACACUGUGUGCUUUUAUGACACCGAUGUUGUAUUAGUCUGCAAUGCCUUUAUCUCUGCAGUGUUGUUAUUACUCCUCUGCUAUGAGUGUCAGACAGUGCCUUUAUUUUCUUGGGAUUGUGAUCUGAUGUAUCACUGAAGGUGGGGUAAAUCACGUCUCAAAAAAACAAAAUCAAAAAAGCAACAACAUCUUCCAUGAAACACCAGAGAGUAGGUUUGUGGAAAGAUUUUUCCGUGUGGUGUUCCUUUGUUAAGUCUCCUCCACUUGAUUCUGUUCUAAUUGCAUGUAUAAAUGAGCAGCUAAGCUCUCCCUUAGGUAUUAAUGAUUUUAUCUAUGAUUUUUUUUUUCAACGUGGUCGUGAAAACAGGAGCUGCAGUUGUUUUAGCUGAAGCCAACUGAGGGGAAAGGCAGACAAAGAGUUUGUGUGCGACAGAGAGAGAGAGAGCAUGUAUGCAGGGUUACCCAGGAUGUGUGUGUGUGUGUGUAAUGUUUUAACUGCUUUAACUGAUUGUUGUGGAGACAUUCCCAAUCAGAAAAUGUCUCAUGUCCACCCUGUACGUGUGUGUGCAGAUGUUGCAUUGUCAGCCUGCAGAUGAAUUCAUGUCAAAGGAUAAACUAAUGAGCUUGUGGGCCUUGUAAAUGUUGCCUUUGGAAGAUUUUCUCUAGCUAUUGUCCUAAAUAUGUGAUUGUACCAGCUUUCCUGUGAUUCUAUUGGCACAUUUCUCUCACGCUUCCUCUUGUUUUCCUCUAAAUCCAUUUACUUGUCACUUGUCACCACCUCCCCAUAAUUGUUUUGCAUUGUACUCCUUGCAGACCACAUUAACGGACCAAUCUGUGUGAAAAAUGAGCUGAAAUUGAAAUCAGCACGUUUACAAAAUUAUUCAAAGUAAAAAAACAAAAGGCAAACAUGUUCUCCCUGUUAACGAUCAUGAAAUCCAGAUGGAUCCAGAUAAACUCUUUUUACUGUU